Cyprinodon variegatus (sheepshead minnow) is the source of this 2984-nucleotide messenger RNA. RefSeq names its product protein phosphatase, Mg2+/Mn2+ dependent 1A (gene ppm1aa). The transcript is spliced from 6 exons. NCBI's taxonomy places the organism in Eukaryota, Metazoa, Chordata, Actinopteri, Cyprinodontiformes, Cyprinodontidae. Gene Ontology annotation, biological process: negative regulation of canonical NF-kappaB signal transduction; protein dephosphorylation; positive regulation of canonical NF-kappaB signal transduction. Gene Ontology annotation, cellular component: cytosol; nucleus. Gene Ontology annotation, molecular function: manganese ion binding; protein serine/threonine phosphatase activity; magnesium ion binding. Bases 370 to 1524 code for a protein of 384 amino acids. The record is from RefSeq and is a predicted model, not a curated record.
CUAGGAAACUGUCAAGCUGUCAAGUGGAGAGGCUGGGGCAGACGGUUCAGCUUCCCUCCCUGGCUUGGCCCGUACACAGAUCCUCCCCCUCAGAAACACAAGAGCCGAGCUUAUUCUUUUGCUCACCAACUGAGAUAAUGUAAUGUAAAACGGGAGCGCGUAAAGAGGGAGUACAGUUCCAGAGUUUAUGCACUAAGUGUUGAGUGACGACAGUUAAGUGCUAGCUGUAGGCUAGUUAGCUUAGCCAGCGCUAACCCUCACAUUUCGUCGUUGAACACCUUCUUGUGGUAACUGCGGACACUUGGUCCCUAUUGCACAUUGUGUUCCUGUCAUCUGAUAUUUUGGUUGUUUGGUUAUUAGAGGGACACAAUGGGGGCAUUUCUGGACAAACCAAAGAUGGAAAAAUACAAUUCCCAUGGUGAGGGUAACAACCUGAGGUAUGGGCUGAGCAGCAUGCAGGGUUGGCGGGUUGAGAUGGAAGAUGCACACACAGCAGUCAUUGGUCUGCCUCAUGGUCUCGACCCCUGGUCGUUCUUUGCCGUUUAUGAUGGGCAUGCUGGCUCUCAGGUGGCUAAGUACUGCUGCGAGCACCUCUUGGAACACAUCACUAGCAACCCAGACUUCAAGAAUGCUAUUAUGGAGUCCAACAAUGUGGACGGUGUGAAGAAUGGGAUCCGCACAGGAUUCUUGGAGAUCGAUGAACACAUGCGAACCAUCUCGGAGAAGAAGCAUGGUGUAGACCGCAGCGGAUCCACUGCAGUAGGGGUAAUGAUCUCUCCAAGCCAUAUCUACUUCAUCAACUGUGGAGACUCGCGGGGUCUCCUCAGCAGGGGAGGAGCUGUUCACUUCUUUACACAGGAUCACAAACCCAGCAACCCCUUGGAGAAGGAAAGGAUCCAGAAUGCCGGUGGAUCAGUCAUGAUCCAGCGAGUUAAUGGCUCUCUUGCUGUGUCCAGAGCCCUGGGUGACUUUGAUUACAAGUGUGUCCAUGGAAAAGGCCCAACGGAGCAGCUGGUUUCGCCAGAGCCUGAGGUGUAUGCAAUAGAAAGAAACGAGGGUCAAGAUGAAUUUAUUAUACUUGCCUGUGAUGGCAUCUGGGAUGUCAUGGCCAAUGAGGAACUCUGUGACUUUGUGAGGUCAAGGCUGGAGGUUACAGAUGAUCUCGAAAGAGUCAGCAAUGAAAUUGUUGACACUUGCUUGUACAAGGGAAGCCGGGACAAUAUGAGUGUUGUUUUAAUCUGCUUUCCUGGGGCCCCAAAGGUAUCUCCAGAAGCUGUGAAACGUGAGGCUGAGCUGGACAAAUACCUGGAAGCCAGAGUAGAAGAGAUAAUCAAAAAGCAGGGAGAUGAAGGCGUCCCAGAGUUGGUCCAUGUUAUGCGGACGUUAGCAUCUGAGAGCAUUCCAAACCUCCCUCCUGGUGGAGAGUUGGCCAGCAAACGAAGUGUUAUUGAAGCAGUGUACAACAAACUUAACCCGUACCGAAGCGAUGACACCGACUCAGCAUCUACAGACGACAUGUGGUAACACACCCUCCUACCACUAACACAACAUAGAGUUUACAAACCACCAUCCUCUCAAGACCCACAGCAGCUCAGCAGUCUGUCUCUCCGUCACUCUGAGCUUUUGGUUUCUAAGAAGGGAAUACAUGGGAGGAGGAGGAGGAGGAGGAGCGGGAGGAAGGAGUUGCAUGCACACAAACCUGGAAUAGUGCAGCACCAGUCCACUCUGGAGUUCAGGAUCCCCACCGUCUUGUCUCCCUUUUAUGUUCACUCUCCUUAUUAUUCUUCUCUAAACUAAUCCACAGCAAGUGAGUCCACAAGUUUUUUUUUUUGUUAAAUAAUCCGCCUGAAGAGUAAGAUUUUAUUUCUUUUGCUGUAAUUAAUUUGAUUCACAUUUCCUUGUGUGUUUGUAUAUUUCUGUUUUUGUGAAGUGCAAUUGUCCUGUACAAACGGCCUGUAUUUAAUGCAGCUUGAUUUUAAGUUUAAAAAAAAAAAUGAAAGAAAUGGGGAAGAAAAGAGUACUUUUAUGCACUAUCUGCCUUUUUCUGCUCUUCUGAAACUAAGACAAAUGUUUAUUCAGUGAAUAUUAGCGCAGCGUCCGCCAGGCACAAUGUCCCUGCUUUAUCUUUUUCUUUGCAACAUUCUUUUGUUUUGUUUUUUUUUCCUUUUCAGUUAGUCUAUGCUCUUAAGAAACGGGUAAAUCGUAUAAUUGACAGCACAGUAAGCUCUCUAUAUCAGUUUAAAUCCUCAUCAGUUUUUAUUGCAGUCUGCUUUUUUUUGUUCAUAAGUGUACACACUCUAAUAAUAAUAAUAAUAAUGGCAGUUUGACAGAAUGAAGUGGGAAAAAUCUUUUUUUCGUCGGUUCUUAAAAUGCAUUUACUGAAUGGUCCCAUGUUGAGAUGUUUGCCUUUGUGAAAAGAUGCCUGCAGGUGUGUGUAUGUGAGUCAGUAGAAAGGUGGAUCUUUCUGGGUUCAGGUAGUUCAGGAAACUUAUCUGACUGGAUUUUAAGGGACGUUUCUCUCUCUCUCUCUCCCCCCCAUCCAUCAUGCUGACCCCCCACCCCAACUUUAAGGGUUGACCUCUAACUCAAAGCAGCUUUGAAUAAGAAAAAAGCUACGUAGAUGCUAUUAUUCUGUCAGAACCUAAUGAACUAAAUUAACCUGAAUUGACUCGUUGACUUGUUGAAUUUGUGUGUACAGCGAUUGGCGGCUGUUCAGGCGUCGACUUAUUUAGAAUCUAUAUAUUGUCAUAUCUAGAAAAGCUAAUUUCUAAACAUUCAAGUGGACCCCUGUAGGUGCCAUAUGAUUUUAUUAAAUCAAAAUGUUCAUCUUUAUUACAGCCUAUGCCAAUUUAUUUUUUCCAUAGGAAUGUUCUUUUUUUUUUUUGUAUGUGGUUGAAAAAGGCAUUUUAGUUUCCUUAUCAGAUAAUUUGAUCUAACCUGUUUUAAGCACUGAUUUCCUAGGAUUGAUGCUGUAAAAAAAAAAA